Molecule: messenger RNA, 3010 nt
Organism: Dunckerocampus dactyliophorus (ringed pipefish)
Lineage: Eukaryota; Metazoa; Chordata; Actinopteri; Syngnathiformes; Syngnathidae
Gene: mybl2b
Product: v-myb avian myeloblastosis viral oncogene homolog-like 2b
Exons: 15
Coding region: 219-2120 (633 amino acids)
Biological process (GO): regulation of DNA-templated transcription
Cellular component (GO): nucleus
Molecular function (GO): RNA polymerase II cis-regulatory region sequence-specific DNA binding; DNA-binding transcription factor activity, RNA polymerase II-specific
Source: RefSeq, a predicted model, not a curated record
GCGCGAGAUAGGAAUCCAAGAGCGCGGACAGACGGGCGCGCAGCUACAGUUGGAUCGGUGCGUUAGCCGUUCCUCAAAACAUCACAGAGCCUCCAAAACCCACACAGACGCGACAGACAGCCGAAGAAAAACAACAAAAAAACAACAUUGAUGUACAUGUCGUACAGGGGCAGCGGGACAAGACAUCUGGUCGUAAGCAACAGAAAAACGGGUGGAACAUGUCCUGGCGGUCGCGCGGCGAGGAUGGGGAGGACACCAUGCAUCCUGACACUGACUCGGAUGUAGCAGAGCAGAGGGAGGGGGGCAAGGUGAAAGUAAAGUGGACACAAGAGGAGGAUGACAGCCUGAAGGCACACGUUCAAAAACUGGGACAGAAAGACUGGAGAAACGUAGCCAUGCACAUACCAAAUCGCACUGAACACCAAUGUCAGCACCGCUGGUUUAAAGUUUUGGAUCCCGACUUGAUAAAAGGUCCAUGGACGAAAGAAGAAGACGACAAGGUCAUCGAGCUUGUGAAUGUCUAUGGAAACAAACAAUGGGCAGUGGUUGCCAAGCAUCUGAAGGGAAGGCUUGGUAAGCAGUGCAGAGAACGCUGGCACAACCACCUCAACCCCAGUGUGAAGAAGUCUUCGUGGACGGCCGAGGAGGACCUCAUCAUCUAUAAGGCUCACUGCCUGCUCGGAAACCGCUGGGCUGAGAUUGCAAAGCUGCUGCCGGGAAGGACUGAUAAUGCGGUGAAGAAUCACUGGAAUUCAACCAUUAAGCGCAAGGUAGAAAUGGGCUUCUACACGCGGGAGGAUGUUACGCUGAGCGAGGUUGAGGAACUGUUAGCUCGUGUUAAAGAUGUCCAGAUGCCCAAUUGUUAUCAAGAGGUCGCUGAUCCCGACCCAGGGCAGGAGAUGCAUCCCUCAUCGCAGGGAACGUCAGACUCAGCCGCUGUCAAUGGUGACCUGAUUGAUGAGGCAGGCCGUUCCCCUGCAGUCCCCUCCCCAAAGGAUAGUUCAAGUCUCAUGUCUGAAGCGGACAACAUGGGAGAGAUGAAUUCUACCAGCUGGGUGGCGGACAACUCUGGCUUUCUUUCCCCCACCGGGCCACUGAGGGAGGUCCUCGACAUGGUAGAUGGGGAUCUCGAUGGCUGGUGUAACCUAGAAGCCUUUGACUUGCCUGAAGAAAGCCCAAGCCCAGAGCGCCACCAGUUCCGUCUCGAGGGCAGCGCCCUGCAGGAGUUGAGCAAAGGAAGCAAAGGAGAACUUAUACCUAUCUCCCCUGGCGGGGUCACUCCCCCUUCUAUCCUGAGUCACAGAAGUCGCAGACACGUGGCCUUGUCUCCCGAUGCCAAUAGUGCAAUGACACCUAAGAGCACGCCAGUGAAAAUUCUACCCUUUUCACCUUCUCAAUUCUUGAACAUGUGGACCAAGCAGGAUACUCAUGACCUGGAGAACCCAUCGCUCACAUCCACGCCAGUGUGCAGCCAGAAGGCCAUCGUUACCACCCCUCUACAGCGAGACAAGACCCCCAUCACUCAGAAGGAAAACUCGGUGUUUGUUACACCCAACCACAAGUCCGAGCUCUGCACAAUGCCGCGUACUCCAACACCAUUCAAAAAUGCCAUGGAGAAGUAUGGCCCUCUGCAGCCUCUGCCGCAGACUCCGAACCUUGAGGAUGACAUAAAUGAAGUCAUCCUACGAGACGUAGGGAUGGACUUGACAGUCCAACUUCCAACUCUUCCUGAGCAAAGACGCAAGGCGAUGCAUCGACCUCCUGUGAAGAAAGUGCGCAAGUCAUUGGCCCUAGAUGACUGCCAAGUGAUGCCCACAUCCAAACGCAAAUCUAAGAACGAAGCCAAAUAUUGCAGCAUCAAGGAAGAACCUGUGAUGGUUCAUAUCAGCUCCUCGGUUUGCAGUAAAAGCCGUGAAAAUAUUUUGGAUCAGGGUUUCCUUUUGGGUCCGUGUGACAGCACGAUAUUUCCUAGUGUAAUGCCUCCAGCUCCGAUGUCCAAGGAAUGGGAGACAGUUGUGUGUGGGCAAACUAAAGACCAGCUCAUCAUGACAGAGAAAGCAAGGCGCUACCUUCGCUCCCUAAAAUCCCACGCUCCCAACAGAGCUCUGGUGUUGACUUAGACCACUCCCACCUUUGUACCAGCUCGUCACACAAACACAACGUAGUUCUGUUGUUUGCUGUUGUACCUCGUUGUGAAGAAGGGCCUUGUAAAUGUAAUAACAUGUUUGAACAGUGUACCCUAAAUCAGCAACCUCAGCAGUGACACGUUGAAAUACGCUUUUAGAUUUUGUCUAAUUCCAAAGGCCUCUUUAAGGCCUGAAAACAAGAUAAUUCAUCGACAUCGACAGUCAAGCAAUAAGAGACUUGAAACUCAGCAAAAGAAAUCAUCGCUGUCUACUUUUGCAAUCAAUGAAAAUGUUUUUUUACAUUGCAUUUGUUUUUUUAAUCCUUGUACAAACUAUACAUAGCUUGCUUAACAUCCAAAAAUCUGUUGCGAUUUUGUAUGCGGUGUAAAUUUAAGCAUAUUUAGCAAUGGGGAGGGGUGAGAAUUAAAAAAAAUGUUACAUGAACAUUGUUUUGGAAAAUAUCCAAGGUCAUGACACUGAAACUACCAACAAUUGAAAUGACCUCAGAACCAUCAAACAGUGGUUGGCAACGACUGGGGUCUGAAGUCAGGUCUGCAUAGAAUGUUUCAAAUUGAUAGACAAGGUUAACUGUGUCAUGUACAUUGUAAAUAUUCAAUUUGUGGGAUUUUUUUAAAAUUUACUUUAAAGUGUGUCUCUCAGCCUAGGCCUUAAAUACAUGCUCUUUGCAGCCAGAGUAGGAACAUGUUUAAGCACGUUUAUAAGACUUAUGUAAAUGUUUGAUAUCCAAAUAGAGAUGUUGAAAUGAGUGGAAUCAACAACUUAUCAGAUAAGUAUAGUCCAUAACUUUUAUGAAUACGUUUAGUUAAGUUUUUUCAGGUUAUUCUUCCAAGUUGGCCAUAGCACCGCGCUUCAUCUACAUUAAU